Molecule: messenger RNA, 2185 nt
Organism: Hippocampus zosterae (dwarf seahorse)
Lineage: Eukaryota; Metazoa; Chordata; Actinopteri; Syngnathiformes; Syngnathidae
Gene: rasl10a
Product: RAS-like, family 10, member A
Exons: 4
Coding region: 732-1361 (209 amino acids)
Molecular function (GO): GTP binding; GTPase activity
Source: RefSeq, a predicted model, not a curated record
ACUAUUGAGUAUUCGUGAAAGCCACGUUUCGUUGAAUUUCAAAUGAGUUCAGAUUUUUUUACAAGCACUACGGAAUACUUGCACUUAAAAGUCGUGUCACUUUUGAGUGGAUCCGCGGCCAUGGUGGGACUGUGAUGGAUUGGGCUCGGCGUCUCUGCCGCUCUCUCCACGAACGAGUCGCGUCCCUCGGCGAGAUGAUGUGCACUCCCGCAUCACCGUGACAGCUUCCACACUGAAUCACGUGACAGAGAGGGAGAAAGGGAGAGAGAGAAAGAGCGAGAAGCUGGUGCCUUAUCCGCAGACGCACGGUGCUCGUCCAUGGGAUGCCAUAACAGAAAGCCCACGUCUGUCACCGCCUUUGUGGAUUACCUUUUCCAUCUUAAUAUGACCCGGUGCUGAAUGAACCCAUCUAUAGCGUCGAUUUGAGGAAGUAUAAUAUGUGGCGGUGGGUGUUUUUACCACACGUGGAGCGCGUCUGGGUGCCGUGUGAUGGAUGUGCGUGGAAAUUCGCUGUAGCGUGGGGAUGAAUUAGCGAUGAAGACACCGAGGGCUCAUGCUUGUCUUGGCCAAGGUCAGAUUGGAGCCAGGCUGUGAAUAUGUCCAUGUGGAGGGCACCUAGGAUGCCAUUACAGAGAACACAAGUCUGCUGGCUGCGUGGAUUUCUUUUUCGGCCCUCCAGCCUGGAACUGUAACUUGGCUAGCGAGAAAUCCAGCUUGACAUCCGGGUGUCCAUGGUGUUGACACCAGGAAUGGUGGAGACGUUGAGUAUCGCCGUCAUCGGUGCUCCCGCAGUGGGCAAAACUUCUAUCAUUCGCCAGUUUAUCUACAAUGACUUCUCGGAGGUGUAUACGCCGACCCGCUCCAGAUAUGUGUACCGACCCUCCGUCAUUCUCAACGGGAGCAUGUACGAACUGAAGGUCCUGGACGUCCCGCCGAUCUCCUCUUUCCCGUCCAGUUCCAGUCAGGAGUGGCUGGAUUUGCGUUGCAGAGGCGUUCGCAACGCCAACGCCUACAUCCUGGUGUACGACAUCUGCUGCGUGGAGAGUUUUGAAUACGUGAAGAUGAUCAGGCAGCAGAUAGUAGAACACAGGGAAGGCAGCAGCAGCGAAGUGCCCAUUCUGGUGGUGGGCAAUAAAAGAGACCUCCAGCGGCAGCGCUUCACGCCUCGCAGGGCGGUGUCGGUUCUGGUCAAGAAGACGUGGAAGUGCGGCUAUGUGGAAUGCUCAGCCAAGUUCAACUGGCACGUGGUCCUGCUCUUCAAGGAGCUGCUGGGCAUCGCCGUGGCGCGGGGCCUGCGCCAGAAUCACACCUCCAUCCGCCUGCAAGGGGCACUGCAGAGGAACCGCUGCACCAUCAUGUGACCCUCUCACCUCAGCAGGGGAGCAAAGGACUUCUUGAUCUUAAUGGCUGGAAACUCAAUACCCUGUGGCCUCCUGCUUUACUGAGCUGAUUUUACAUAAUGAGCAUUAUUGAGAAGCUGCGCUUGCACGAUUCCAUUCAUGGGUCUCAUCCAACCGCUUCCGAGUCGCAUUCUGCUGUUCACUUUUCUGGCAUACAAGUAAAGAGGAGUCGCCAUAUGACACAACAGGCCUUGCAUUGCAUAGACACUCGGGUGUCUGAUUCCUUACUUCUCUUAGUGACGGUAGACUAAUUGGAAAGAAGCUGCUUUCGUGAGACUCAAAGGGCGAGAGGCAGCAAGAUUGGUUGAGUCUUCCUUGUGAAUGUGUUCUAUUCAGUGAGGUAGAGGAGGUGACAACUGAAAAAAAUAUAUAUUUGGGGAGAUCUUCUUAAGAGAUGGAUUAGUAUGUUUCUAGAUUCAGUAAGGUAGCAUACAUUUCUCGGUUCAAUGACACUUUUUGUUACCUGCCCAUACUGCAGCUAUGAUGAUGUUUGUUUAGACUAAAGGUGUUGCAUAGUUGUCAUGCAGCGGAAAAUGCUGCAGUCCCUUAUCGUGAUGUACUGUAGGACCCCCACACCCACCCCAUCCCUUUUUCAUCAACCACCCCACUUCCCAUCCCACCCCUCUCACUCGGUGGCUGGUGAAUACAUUAACGCAAGGGAAUUAUGGACCUGCAGGAGGCUGCGGAGCCUGAAAAAAAGGCACUGCAUGCCGGUUUGAUUGUGUGUGGGGGGGGGGGGGGGGUGGCGAUUGGACAGUGCGCGUGUGUAUGAGAAGUGGCAUGCU